This is a messenger RNA of Macrosiphum euphorbiae (potato aphid), 555 nucleotides long. The record is from the annotation of a GenBank genome assembly. Lineage: Eukaryota; Metazoa; Arthropoda; Insecta; Hemiptera; Aphididae.
AUGACUUGCCACUUCAUUGAUGAAAAAACAUAUGUUCGGCAUUCAUAUGUCCUUGGUUGUAAACGUAUUAAGGGAAGCCACAACUGCAAAAACAUUGCUGACGUUAUAUCAAAAAUUACACAAAUAUAUGACAUUGAACAUUCAAAAAUAACCCAUAUUGUUACGGACAAUGCUGCAAACUUUGGAAAAGCAUUUAGGGUGUACUCUACUACUCCAAACAUUGCUCACAAAGAAACAAUGAACGAUUUAGGUAAUUUUGAUGAAAACAAUUCAGUUACUUCAAAUUCUGAUAGUGGAUCAGAUUGUUCAAAUUUUGAAUUAGAAAAUGUAGAAUUCAAUAACUUAUUUUUAACUUCUGAAUCAAACUCAAAGAACGAUGGUACAUUUUGUCUACCAAAACAUAUGCUUUGUUGUGCUCACACAAUAAAUUUAAUUGCAGCUAGUGACAUUUCAAAAAUUUCUGAUAACAAUUAUAACAAAAUAUCCAAAUCUACUUUUUCUAAAUUGUCAAAUUUUGAGCCUUACAAUUAUAAAUUCUGUAGAGAAGAGAUUUAA